CAACAUGCUGGGAUUAAGGCUUCUGCCAUCUAUGUAAAAAGAAAGUAAUUUUGCAUUUAACUAAUUGGAUAUACAGAGCAUGCUUAGAUGUUGGUAGAGUUCAGUUUAGAUGACCAGAAAAAUGCGCUGCAGUCUACUUGCCGUAUUUUAUCAUGUACCUAAGUAAGGCUGAAGUCUGCGAUUCAAGGUUCCCAGGCAAGCUGCAGCUUCACACACUACAUACUAGUGUUGGAGAAUUCAGAUUUUUUUUGUUACACGUGCGUCACUUGUACUGUGCACAUUUGCAAUGACUCCCAAUACCUCAAGUGAUUGAUUUAACUUAACAUCCACUAUGAAGAAAGGGAAUGAUCCUAAUAAGGGUCAGCUACCAGAAGUCGCUGCCAGAAAGCCUGGGGGUCCGGGGUCUUUUUUGCAGGUGUCUGGGUUGGGAAAAGGCCCGAUGGGAUCCACUGAUAAAUCUAAGAAAAAUGAUCAGCAUGUCAAACCCAUACAGCAGAGGAAGAAUGUACAGCUACAAAGAUCUACUAAUGGGUUACCAUCCAAACAUGCAGUGCUACCUGCCAUAAAUAAGCUGAGUGUUAAAGAGAAAGUGUUGCGUGGAACACUGGAAGAUCUCCCUCCUCUUCCUUCCACAGUUGUCAGAGUCUUUCUCAGCUCCACUUUCUCAGAUAUGAGAGCAGAGAGAGAUGAACUGGCCAAGACAGGCUAUCCCAGGCUGAAGGCUGCCUGCAGAGACCUUGGGCUGGACUUUCAGAUAGUGGACAUGAGAUGGGGAGUGACCGAUGAUGCCACAAAUGACCACUCCACGGAGAAGUUGUGUAUCAGCGAGAUCAGAAAUUGCCAGAUGUUGUCGUUUGGGCCUAACUUUGUGAGUUUCCUUGGAGAUCGCUAUGGUUACCGACCAUUUCCACUGGAGCUAGACAUUGAGGAGUUUGAAGCAAUUAAAAACUUCCUUCCUUUCUCAGAAGAUGAAGAAUUGCUACAGCAGUGGUACAGGAGAGACGACAACAAUGCCCCACCUAUGUACACAUUACAACCAAUCAGAACAAACCUGCCACAUUUUGGUGACCCUCGCCCAGAGAUGGCAGCACAGUCUAGUCAAGACAAGGCAGAGUGGUGGAGAAUAUUUAGAAAACUUCAGCUGAUAUUGAGAGAGACUGCAACGGUACUAGCAGAUAGAGGGAGAAUCAGCAGGGAGAGGGAGCACCAGUAUUUUAUGUCAGUGACUGAAGAAGAAAUCACGACUGGCAUAUUCCAAGCCAAGGAUAUUGACACCCAUUGCCUGUGUUACAUACGUGAACUGGUCGGAAUCCAAGAUGAUCUAGACGGUGACAUGACACAGCGCCACCUGGAUUUAGUGGAGGAGGAAGAUGACACAAAGGUGAUAGAUGCUUGUGCUGCAAAAUACAGAACCAUGCUGCAUGACAAGGUGUCUACUUAUCUUAGCAGUAUUAAGAAGUUUCAAGUGCAAUGGGAAUCAGGAGGAAUAAAUCCUAUAAAAGACAAACAAUAUUUGGAAAGUUUCUGUGAUAACUUUGUGUCAGACAUGAUGUCUCUUGUACAGAAAGCAUACGAUGAUUCCGAUCACAAAUUGUUCAGAAGUCUUAAGGAAGGAUCCAGUAGAAAGCAGAGAGCUGAGGUUUACAGAGAGGUUCUCCAUCAUCUUCACUUUGCACAAACAAAAUGUGAACUGUUUUGUGGACAAGAUGAGAUCCUUUCACAAAUCAAGAUGGCGCUCCUGGACAAGAAGCACCGGAGACCAGUUGUGCUUCAUGCCCCAUCUGGUGUUGGGAAAACCUCUGUGGUUGCCAAGGUGAUGGAGCAGUUGCCAAAUUGGUUUGAUGGCGGCUGUAUCCGGGUGUUGAGGUUCCUGGGGACAUCUCCUGAUAGUACUAACAUACUGAGUGUGCUGCUGGGAAUCUGUUGGCAGCUGGCCAAGGCCUGCAAGGUCAUCAUGCCUCCAGGCAUGCUCAGGAGAAAUAAGGUCACACAGAACUUGCAGUGGGUUCUCAGAACAGUGGCCAGGUCCUCUCCUGUCCCUAUAAUAAUACUCCUGGACUCUGUUGACCAGCUAUCUCCAGCCAGUGGUGGACACAGCAUGAAAUGGGUGCCCAAAGAACUGCCCAGUAAUAUUUGCAUGGUCAUCUCCACCUUGACCACAGAUGAGAAUGAAUGUCGUAAAAAUUUGGUUAAGGAGUUGCAGAUUGAUUGCGAGAAUGGGAAUGAGACAGAUUUGCCGGCGGCUGCAGGAUAUUUUGAGCUGAGAGCCCUUCCUGUCGUGACAGCGCAAGACAUCAUGAAGGCCUAUUUCAAGAAACAAAAGAGGGCACUCACAGAUGAACAACAGACGAUGUUUUUAGAAGUUUUCGAAAAGAGUCCGAGCCCUUUGUUUCUGAAAUUGCUCCUAGAUCAGGCCAAAACAUGGCGGUCCUACACAGAGGUUGAUAAGGAAAGUCUGGCCACAACAGUGCGAGACGCCAUUUUGCAACUUUUUAUUGGAUUGGAGAAUAAGUAUGGGGAGCUUCUUAUCCAGAAAGCAUUGGGGUACAUUACAGUUGGACUGAAUGGUUUGACGGAGAUAGAAAUCGAGGACGCUCUCUCAUGUACGGACGACGUUCUGAGUAAGGUGUAUGUUUACCAUGAUCCUCCUGUGGAAGGAAUCAUACGUAUUCCGCCAUUGCUCUGGGCACGUGUGUACCAUGAUAUCAAGGAAUAUUUGGUACAACGCCAAGGUCAUGGUAAGAUUACCCUGAAUUGGUAUCAUCGACAGUUUAUAGAGGCAGCAACAGAAAGGUACACCAAGGGGGAAAAUGCAGCCCAACUACACAGCACUUUGGUAACCAUGUUCUCCGCUGAGGACAGUAUAUGUCGCACCAUCACCCUCGAGCAGAGAAAUAACAAGGUCAUCCAAGAUGCAGACAGACAGAUUACAUUGCAGCAGACAACACCAAAUAACAGGCGUAAACUGAUGUGCCUGCCAUAUCAUUUGGUUAAGUCCAAAAACAUUGACAAACUCAAGUCAGAAGUCCUCUUCAACAUUGACUUCCUUGUAUCCAAGAUGGCCGCUUUCUCUCUCCAAGACGUGCUGGAGGACAUAAGAGACGGGUUGGACAUGGACAGUGAAGAUGAAGAGAUACUGCAGUUACAUAAAUGUCUACUUCACAUGGACAGCUGUGAUAACGUUGGUGGCAGAUCCUCGUUGAAAUUACCUGUAUAUAUACUAGGUUGUCUGCCUGCAUCUCCAGACCAUCCCAGAAUACUAUCCCUUCAGCAGCAGUCCAGAGAGUACCUGUCCCACUGUCUCAGUCCCGUCCUGGAGCCCCUCAUCCCAUGUUUGAUGUACUCUUCUGGAGAGGAAAACAGUAGCUCUACUACACUACCUCAGAUAUCUGGGGACCAGAGUGCUCCUUUCCCUACCACAGGAGUGCUUGACAUUGACUUCAGCUCAACUGGUGACAAGAUGGCGCUGAUCUACAAGAAGAGCCAGUCUGAGUCCUGUGUAGAGGAAGAGGAGAGGAAGGAAGGGAGAGCUCAGCUUGAAGUUGUCCUCAUCAGUCUCGUUGAUAUGAGCGUUGAUGAGACUUUGAACCCUGGUGAAGAAUUAAUGAUGGAGGAGGGAGCUAAUAACAGAGUACAGGUACUAUUCUCUGAGUCCCCAGAGUCCCCAGACAGCAGGUGUUUGCUGGUGUGUGUUGAGGGAAGUUCAGUCUCAGCAAAAUACACAUUACAGGACACAGGAAAUAUUGCAGAGAGUGGCCAGCUAUCUCACCAGUUCCCUGUGGAUCUUCUGACCCACUCCAGUGCACCUCUGAUGGAGUGCAUUCUGACCAGAGACAGCAGCAAGGCAGUGUUUGUAUUGGGUCACAGGGAACAGGGAGCCACUUUGAUAGAGGUAUAUGACAUCCACCAAGCCUCUGUGCUGACUGUCAUUCCCCUGCAGCAACCUGUCCAGUACCACCAGGCCAAACUGACCUUGACAGACAAUUAUAUUGGCUUCCAGAUACACAUCACACCAGAUGAGCUUUUUGCCUUGCGUAAGAAAGAAGGCAGCUAUAAUAAACAAAAAGACGCAAAUUAUAAGUUUUGGGCAGUGGACUUAAGGACAGUUACGGGCAAAGUCAUUGAGUGCAACAGGAUCCUGACGCCUCUGCCAAUGAGAGGGAAUUGUUUUGCUGCUUUACCAGCAAAGACAGAGCAGGGACAUGGGGAGAGAUUUGGUAUUGGUAUCCAGCGUCAGGUGGUGGUGUGGAGAAAAAUUGAGAAAGAUAAGUGUGACAUUGAAACCGUCACUGGAAAGAAAGAAAACGGGAUGUUUUACAGAGGAACUGCUGUCACAGAUGACCCAAAACAGACAACAGGCGGAGGUAGAACCACAGCACUGGAGCCCUCACUAGAUGGCAGUGUGGUAGUCAGUGGGUCAGAUGAUGGAUAUGUCAUCGCAUUUGAUGGCCCUCUAGGUAGAUCUAUCAACAAUCGCAAAACAUCUCCUUCAACAAGACAUGCUAGAGAGGUCAGUCAGUUAGCUGUCUCCAGCAAAGGUCAUUGGAUAGCCUCCUGGUGUCAAACUGACCAUUCUCUGCGGCUGUGGCAGACAUUCGCCACCGAUGAAGCCUGGAAUUCUGGAGAAGCCAUUUUUGGUCUACCCCUUUCAGAACUCUCUGUGAAAAAGAUGUCUUUUUCAAGAAAUGAACGCCAUCUUGGAGUAAUUGCUGUAAAGGGGGAAGCUGAGGAGAAACGGCAGCUGUUACUCUUUAGACUUGGAAAAGUUUGUGAGGGUUAGAUUUGUUUUUAUGCAAACACCAUUUUGGGAUGACUUGAAGAUGGAAAAUUGAAAAUCAAGGCAGCCUUUAAUUUAAACACUUUUUUGAGUUAAGACUUAUUUCAAUUUAAUAUAAUGAUCACAGUUUUUAUUCAUUUUAUUAUUAUUAUUAUUAUUUAUAUGAAUAUAUAUAUUUUUGGACGAAAUUUAUCUUGAAGCAGACAACUUCAAUUUAUGCAUUAAAAAAUUUAUUAGCUUAACUGGUAAAAAUUUUUUGUAUGCCAAAUUAUCUAGGCCCUUCUUAUACUUAUUAUAUAUGUAAAAUUUUUAAAGAUAUCAGACAGUUAUAACUUUUACAAUUAUUUCACAAUACCCACAUGGAACUCUCUCAGAUCAGCAACUUAUCGGCCUAUUUUUACAUUUGUUUGUAUAUUUAGAAAACAUUUACAAAUUGAAAACCAUCUUGAGGUAAUCGAUACAGGUUGAUAUGAAGGAUAUCAGGGGUUUUCCUUUUUAUUUAACACAUUUAUUUAUAAAUUUCACAUUAGGAUUGGAACUUGUUAAUUGUCAUCCUGCUGGGAGGAAAUCUAAUUAAAUAGACAUUUUAAAAAUGAUCAUAAUUUCAUCUUAAUUUGAGGUUCUUAAGUUGUAUUUUUUGAUAGGAUUAAGCUUCCUAUAAUGUAUGCUGUUAUAUUCAUUUUAUUGUAUCAUCAUAUACAAGCACAAAGUAUUUUGUAAUUAUUUUAAAAGUCACGUCGUAAGGCGUGUCAAAUUUAGUAAAUAUUGAUGUGUUUUUUAAAACUACAACUGCCUUUGCUUUUGAUAGCAGAGAGCUAAUUUAUCACGUUUUUACAGAGAUAAUUAUUUUGAUAUUUGUUGAUUUAGUAAAGUAUACAUUUUUUUAAUGAUAAUUUUAU
Lingula anatina is the source of this 5676-nucleotide messenger RNA. Its product is annotated as NACHT domain- and WD repeat-containing protein 1. The record is from RefSeq and is a predicted model, not a curated record. Lineage: Eukaryota; Metazoa; Brachiopoda; Lingulata; Lingulida; Lingulidae. Gene Ontology annotation, molecular function: protein binding.